Messenger RNA from Prorocentrum cordatum, 795 nucleotides. Lineage: Eukaryota; Dinophyceae; Prorocentrales; Prorocentraceae. The record is from the annotation of a GenBank genome assembly.
AUGCCGAACGCCCCCAAACCGUCGCGGCGGACGGCCUCGCCUGCGCCGGGGCCGGCCGUGAAGGACGAUGGCCUCCUGCCGCAGGGUGCCUCGCCGCGGAUGUCCAAGCUGCUGCUGCGGGCCGCCUCGUCGAGGCCCGCGCGCGAGGGGCCCUCGUUGCCUUCGCCGGGGGGCGCCCUGGCGAGCGUCCUGCCAUGGGGCUCCGACGGGCGACGCGCGGCGGCGGGCGCGCGGGCGCGCCCGAGGCGCCUGGCUCCGAGGGGCGGCGGCGGCAGGGCCCAGCCGUGGCUCCUGCUGCCGAGGAGCUGGGGGAAGGGCUUAUGGACGGGCUCGCUGAAGAACCUGCGGCGAGGCUUGGCGCCGCCCUCGCGCGGUGUCUCAUGGCACCAGCUGCCGGAAGACGGUGACGACCUGUGCUUCGAGCCCCUCACGGGGGCGGCGAGCCCGGUGCCGCCCAGCUGUGCGGCUGGGCCAGCUGCCACCAGCCUGUCCGGCAUCGUGCUGUCCCUGCUGCCGGCGUCGGUCACGGGCCUGCUCUCUUCCCUGGGCCAGGAUGGUUGGGAGAAGCCCGACACGCCUGGCUCCCAGAUGGCACGCUCUGAGGCCACCUGGAAGCUGUCGGACCUUGAGCUCGGUGCCACGGUCGGCGCCGGAAGCUUCGGCCGCGUUCGCGUGGCGUGGGUGAAGGACAGCCCCGAGACCACACCCAUGGCCCUGAAGAUCACCCAUAAGGCAACGCUGAUCAAGGCGAACAUGGUGAAUCAUAUCAAGGACGGGUUCGAUCGAAAUGGGUAG